UGUCGGUGCAGUUUUGCAGAGCAGACGACUUUUACGCAGUGUGCAUUUGAUGAUAUGUGUGUGAGUGUGUGAUAGCGAAAAAAAAAUUUAAAAAAAACAUUCAACAUGCCCCGUUGAGUUAGAGCUGUUGCUGUUGCUGUUGCUGCUGCUGCUACUACUGCUGCUAUAUUGUCAUUUCAUGUUUACCACAAACGGCGAAAGACGUCUAAAAAAAGUUUGUCAGAUGAAAGAAUGAACGAAAAAAAAAAACGCGGAGCGAGGAAAAAGUUGAACCGAAUUCGAAUGCAUGUAUGAGAUGUGUCAUUGCCACACACAAGCAGAGAGCGGACAACUAGAGUAUAACCAACAGAGGCAGAAACUCUCUCAGUGAUUAAACGUUGAGACCAUUUUUAUUUUCUGUGCUCAUAGAUUCCACGGAGAGCACCGAGAGCGAAUUAACGACGACGACGACGACGACGACGAGAAAAAAAAAACACAACAGUCAUUUUCUGUAUAUAUAGUUGAAUCGUUGGCCGUCGUCGGUGCGGUGCAGUUGUGUGUCGUUUUAAAAAUUACACGUACACUACGUAAAAAUGUGUAGUACGAACACAACGAAAUAUAUGCAAACACACAUAUUAAAAGCGAUCGCGACUUCAUUCAGUCGAUAAACACAACAUGCAGCGCGGCCGCGGCACACAUGAUAAACAAGACGUAUUUAUACACUGUGAUAGGAAAGCAACAACAGUAGUCGCGCGAACUGCACCAAAUACACACUUACACACACAUUCCCAUAUUAGCGAUUUCGAUAGGUUCAAUUUCGUUCAUUCGGUGACUGUUUCGCCACAGUGUGAUGUGAAUAAAAAAAAAAACUGAAUGAAAAAGAAAUACAGCGCGCGCGAGAAAAAGAAAAAUACACACCGUCAAGAAUUGCCUUUAUAUGCCUAUUCGUUGCGUGUUUGCACUGGGCAAAACGUUCUUUCAAAACUGGUUGACAGCAACACCAAAACUACUUUCAUGAUUUCGUUGUCCUCGCAUUCAGUAUACAUGUAAUGAUUUUAAAUCGACCGAUAUGUACAAAAGCGUAUAAAUAUCACAAGAUUUUCUUCUUUGCUCAUUUUGGAUGGAACAUGCGUUUAAGGAGAAAACAACGACUCUGUGCGAGCUAAGCUAACUGAGACUAGAAGUCUUAAUUAAAUAAAUAAUUAAAUUAUGUGAUGAUAGGAAUAAUAUGUGAAACAAGUGAUGAGCGAGUGUAUAUUCGACACAGCCCGAAUUUUUUUGAUAAUUGUUCGCGCCAAAUAAUGUUGAUAUGAGAUGGCUCAUCAUAAAAAUAUAAUGUUCUAAAUAAAUCAAGUGGAUGACGGACAACCGAAAAUCUUAAGCCCACAAAAAAGUGCAUUGAACGAAAAGCGUUGAUCAGAUACCGGUGUUUCUGGAGAGUGCGUGUCGUGUGAUUUAUUUUGAUUGGGUAGCGUGAGCCGAAAAAAGUCCAUUAUUAUUUCAAAUUCGUUAGAAAGAUGCACACACAAAAUGGCGGAAGAUAGUGAUGGUACGUUACAAGCAGUAGUAAUCUGUGAAGGCGACCUACAUGAUCCAGAUUUUCCGCAAAAAUUCCGCUCUUUAUUGGGUAAACUGAAAUCAAUAUUAGAUCCACCGAAGCGACGAAAACGUUUUCUCAAAGUAAAAAAGGUUGAACCAUGGAACAGUGUACGCGUUACACUCUCGAUUCCGAAGGAAGCUGCCUCAAAAUUGCGACAAUUGGCAGCCGAAGGAAGUGCAGCUCUAAGAGCGCUUGGAAUAUUGUCUGUGCAACUCGAAGGCGAUACUGUGAUAUCUUUACGUUUAGUGGGACAAGAAAUUGUUUUAAGAACAGAAAGCGAAAAUGCACCAGCACUGAAUGGCCAGAAUCAUAAUAGUGCAGCAGCCAAUGAUUUUACAAAUUUACUUGCACGUGUGCCUACACCACAGAACAAUCAGCAGUCACAGCAAACCAUAUGUGCCGGGAGUGGAGAAGGUCCGAGCGGUUUAUCGACGGCCAUAAAGCAGCAACAGCAGCAGCAGCAGCAUCAAAUCAUUCGAAUGAAUUCGAUUGAUCCAUCGGUAGCUAUGAAUGGGCCAGUUGAUGCAAAGGCCAUUUUUAAAUCGCCCAACACAAUUUGUCCCAUGGAUGGCAAACUACCAACGCCAGUGCCAUCAAAUGUAGUCGAUUCGCGUGAGUAUCCAUUCGAAAGUAUGACACAGGCGCGUGUCAUUCAGAGACGAGAGAAUACGAUGGGCCAACAGCAGAUACAAAAUCAGCCACAGCAGCAGCAGCCACCGCAACCGCCUCAACAACAGCCAUCAUUGCCGCACGUUAGGCCAGCCACUGAUCAGCAAGCGCCACCACCGCCUCCAUAUCCGGGAGCAUCGCCGACGCGAAAUGCCAAUGUGAAUAUGAUCAAUACACAUAUAGUCACAAAUAAAAUAGCACUGAAUCAGCAAGCCACGACAUCGGGCAAUAUUGCAAUAUCGAGCCCAUUGCUUGUGAAUCUGUUGCAAAAUGAAUCAGCGUCCACGUCGAAUGCACCGCCCAAAUCGAUUAUAUCGGCGAAUGCGCCAACAACAAUCGUUAAAAAUGGCCAAGAAAUCGUAAUAUUGAGCAAUAAUUCGAUGCCACCGCAGCAUCAGAUGCAGCAACAAGUGAAGCUUACACCGAACUAUAUUCCAAACAGCAGUGGCACGGAACUAGGUUUUAAUAAAUGUGUAGUUAAUAAGCAAACGAUACAAUCGCCCAGCCCACACCAUCAAAUGCGUGUGCAGCAGACAUUUGUGAAUGUGUCGUCCGUUCAAACGGUUCAAUCGACAAUCAAUGAGUCAAUACAGCAACAGCCGCUGCAGCUACCGCCACCAUCGCCGUUGCCACCGCAGCAGCAACCAACUCUCAUACAUAGCAACAAUAAUAAUGCAAAAGAUAAUAACAGCGAAAGAAAUCUAAACAAUAGUAAUGUAUUAAGCACAGUGCCACAACAAGCAAAUAGUAUCAUAAUCGCUGGUAAUGCUACUACAGUGCCUUCGACAAUAAAUAGCGUGAACAAAAUUCAAUCGAGAUAUCCUCAGCCGCAACACGCGAUACCACCUCAGUUCCAGCAACAGUUUGCGAACCAAUCACAAAUCAGAGCCACCAUGAUAUCUGCUCAAAAUGCUAAUCAACCACCCGCAGCACCACCACAAAAUCAUCAUCCAAAUCAACCGCCAAUGGCAAAUAUGAUAUCGAUACCACCAAAUCAAAUAAAUACAUCACCGCAAACGAUACCCGCUCAAGUCGUGUUACAGAAGCAGCAACAAAUGCGUGCAAUGCAUCCAAAUAUGGUUGCUCAGCAGCAGCAUCAGCAUCAGCAACAGCCGCCACAACAACAACAGCAAAUGAUUGGUGCCAAUAUUCAUCAGGUCGAAUUCCGGCAGCCCGCCCCAGCUAACAUCAUUUUACAACAAAACCAAAUGCAAUCCAAUCAGAUGCAACAGUUCCAGCAGCAGCAACCUCAACAAAUGAUGCAACCGCCACAAAUGAUGACGGGAAAUUCGAUACAAUUUAAUACGCCAAUGGGAUCUCAGCCACCAUCAACGCAGCCACAAAUGGAUCAGUCAUCGUUUAACGCUCGGUGGCCAUUGAAGCCAAUGGAUUCGGCAACGCAAUCCAGUUUUCAAGAGUUCACACGAUAUCAAAUGCAAUAUAAUUUAAGUCAGCAACAACAACACGCUGAACCCGAAGAUUCAUUAGCCGAUCAGUUGGCCGAUCUGGAUGAAAUUACACGAACCGAUUUGGAAUCAUUGUUGCCCGGCAUAAAUGACUCUGAUUUGGACUCAGCCUUGGGGUUGGAUAUGAAAGCGCCAUUAGAAUCAUUACUCGAUGCAAAAGACUUGGAAGAUUUAAUCGAUCCAUCGGUGGCAAAUGAUGCCAUCGAUUCGAAUCCGUCGACCACAGCUGCCGUUUUGAGCGGAACUGGUAUUCCGCCGACAAAUGUCACCACCAAUCAAGUAAUUGGCUUGCCACAACAAAACCCGAAUCUUAUGCAGUUUCAACAAAAUCAAGCGAAAAUUCCAAUGCAACACCAGCAUCAGCAGCAGCAACAUCCAUCCGUCGAAGCGAAUAUGAAUCACUUCAGAGCGACGCCAAUGGAUAAAAGACCCAUGCAUCCACAUCAGAUGCAGCAGCAGCAGCAACAACAACAACAACAAACGAACAUAAUGAACGCAUCGAUGAAUGUUCCACCACAAUCACCGAUGCCGCCGAUGAAUAUUCAAAAGUCAGUUCAACAUCAGCAAUACAUGGCGGCUCAGCAUAAGUUCGACCAAAAAAUGAAGAAGCCAUUGGCUGGAAAGGAAAAGCAGGUUCUUAUUAAUCCGUCGACUGGUGAGCUCGAACCAAUUCCAUCCGAAGAGUGUGGCGAUGAGCUGGCAACCACCAAUGCCCUGACAUUAUUCAGUGAAUUCAAUGCGGAAGCAUCGAAUUCCAUGUACUCGGACGAUGAUAAUUCGUGUAGCACUUUCUCGAAAGCAUCGGAUCAUAGCGAUAAUGAUCGAUCAAGCAAUUCGGAUUACUCGGGCAAGGGCAAAGCAUCGGGAAAACGCAAAGAGAAAAAGGAAUCGAUAAAAAAGCCAAAAAUUCCAAAAGAAAAAGGCCCAAAAGGUGGUUCACUGUUGAAGGAGAAACUGCAGCAGAACAUGAAAGAGAAAAUUAUGGGCAAAAAUAAGGAGAAAAGUAAAACGAAAAAUUUGCCAUCGCCCAUCAUUUCGAAUGCGACCAUUGCCGAGACAAGCGAUAAAAGUAAUCCGGAGAAAAUUAAAUUGCGUUUGAAAUUAGAAAAAUCGGAACCAGUGACACCAGCGUACAAGGUUGAUGUGAGUUUUGGUGACACUUCGAAACGCGCUCAAAACCCAUCAACUCCAACUGUAUCGUCAACAUCACAUACAAAUGCUUCAGCCAAUCCGAUGAAUAGUUCAACAUCGACGGGAAAUGAAGAGCUACGUGUACCGCCGUUGCAUAUUAGUUUACGUGGCCGAAAUUCGGUUGUCAUCAAAAAUUCGAAGAAAGGUCGAAAGAAAUCUCAAGGUGGUGGUGCUGCUGCUGCUGAUGAUGACAACAACAAAAAAUCAAAUAGCAAAAAGUCUUCGUCAAAUGCGAUGAACACAACAAAUAUCACAUCUAAUGUGGAUUCGGCCCAAUUCACAAACAAUAUAAACCGGUUACAUCACAGUACCAACGCCAACGAAAGUGCAACAAAUUGCAAUGCAAAUGCUGCGCCUAGUAGUACGGUGGAUCAUUUUGUAGACAGCUCGCGGAUUGGAUCGUUAACAGCAGAUAGCGUUAGCAAUCAACCGGAGAAAAUGGAUCAAUCAAAACAGUCGGAGGUAGCGAAGCGAUUGAGCAAUGAUUUAAUUGCUUCAACAAAUGGACCAAUUCACGCAGAAAAGAAGCGUCGAUUAAGUCAAAGCUCAAUUGCGCCUACGGCGACGACGAUGGCCAACAGUCAAGAUAUGCCAAUUCCAUCACCUUCAAUAACGGUCGGAACCACUUUGAUUACAUCAAGAAGCUCGUUGAUGCCGAUGACCGAUAAUUCGGUUGAGUCAAUUCGAGAGGCGAUCGGGUCGACGAAUGUCGGCACACUACCGAAGCAUUCGUCGUUAACACCGUCAAAAGUACAAAAAAGCACCAAUAAUAAUAACAACAGUUUAACGUUAAACAAAGUCAAACCAGCGAACAAACUGAAGACCAAAACACUGAUCAAUAUGCUCAAACAACAGACGGAUCCACCGAUUGCAGCGAAUCAGCAAGAUCACUCAGUAGUCGAUAAAAUGAAGCCAAACGAUGUGUUGCAACUGGAUGCCAUUAUGGGCGAUCAAAGUAGCCAAAAAUUUCGUGAAUCCAUCGUAACCGGGGACGAUUCAAAUUCCAAAAACAAUCAAAUUGAAUUGAGCUCAAAUGCCGUGACAAACAACAGCGACGACGGUAACGUGGACAAACCGUUGCACCAGUCGCAAAAUCAAGGGUCAUUCAAUAAUGUUGAUAUGAAACAAGACGCUGCGAUGGAAAUAAACAGCAACGAUUCGGAUGUGAAGAGCAUUGGAAAUGGCAAUGAUUCGAGUCAGAAGCUGAUAACAACAGCAACGACCACACCACCAUCAUCAACAAAUCUGCCAUUUGUCAAUCAAUCGAAUGAGGCAAAAGAUUCGCCGCGUCGUGAUAUCAUUGAUGGAAUAAUAAAUGCAUCACAAGCAAUACGCUGUUCGCCCGCCUCUCAAGCACAAGGCGAAGAUAGUGGCAUCGAAUCAAUGGAUGCACUGUCGGAAAAGAGUCCACACCAAACAGCUAGUCCACAAACAAAUUAUGUGAAACGUGCUGACAGCCCAAAAGACAGUGUUCAAAAAACGGCCGCCGUUGCGGACGAUACAGCGGCUACAUUGCGCGAAAACAUAUCGGUCGAUAAGUAUUCGAAUAUCGAAGCGACGCUGGCCAAAAUGGAAGGUCUGAAUGAGUUUAUAACAAGUGACUGUGAUAAAAGUGCUGUUCAAGUCGAUACGACAUGCGACAGUCAAAAGAUGAAUGGUGAACAUUCGACGCUGGAAAAUGAUGACAACCCAGUGAAGCUAUUGAUGAACGAUCUCGUCGCACCGAUUCAAGAGAAAACGGAAGAAAACCUAUUGGCCGCACUGAACGAUGAUGAGUUGAUGAAAAAAUCCACCGAAAAAGACUCCAUUGCCAAUUCGAUCGAUGUGAAUGAGAUCAAAGACUUGAAUGAAAAUCAAACGACCGUCGUCGAUGUAUUGGAUGCAAAGAACAAUGUCGAUGAAAUAUCCACAAAAAUUGCCGACAAUACCAGCGAUAUCAAAGGGCAGCUCACUCAAAAUGAAAUCCCUAAUAACGAAACGAAAACAAACACAGUCGAAUUGGUAAAUUGUGAAACAACAACAACACCACAAAUUCCUGUGUCUCAAGAAACAAACAACACUGAUUUGGUGGAAAAGAAGCCAAGCGAACCGAUGGAACAAGAAUCAAUUCAAUUGACCACCGAAUCGGAUCAAACCAUCACGAAUGAUAUCGAUCUCAAAUCUGAACCGGCCAAAUCCGACGAGGACAAAGAGAUUGAAGAUACGAUGAAAUCCAUGGAAGUCGAUUUAAAUGAACCAAAAAUGCUGCAGCAACUCUCCAUUGAAAUACCAUCCAAUGAAAAUGACAACGCACAACGAGUUAAAACGCGUGCAAGCAGCAAAUUAGAGAGUCCAUUGGAUGCAUUGAAACAAUCGCCAUCAAAUUCACCGGCCGGUUCAACGCGAUCGCUAAAAGCGGCCAAACGAAAACGUCAAGAAUCUGAAAGUUCAACGCAGUCAAGUGUAAGUGAUGAUACGCCGAUUAAAGCAAAAAAGGCUCGAAAAAGUGGAGAUGUCACAGCGUCUAGUUCAACCGCAUCUAGUUCAACAUCAUCGUCUCCAACAACCGUACGAUCUGUAGGUCAGGCGAAAGCAAUGAUUUUGGUGAACACAAUGACUAUGCCAAUUUAUAAUAACGAUUCAGAAAAUACGAUGAGUCGAAAGUCAGAAGACUCCUCCGAUUCGGAUGAACCGUUGAUCGAAGUGGCGGGGAAAGUGCGCAACGCAAAAAUGAGCAAAACCACAGCUGAUGCGGACAAAGCGCUGCAAAAUCAUCAGAAAUCAUCGACAACGGCCACCGGUGUUGAUCAACAAAUGGCAAACAGCACAAACAAUGUAUCGCAUUCCAGUGGCGAUGGUCAAGCGAAACCGGGCCAACUGCCAAAGGGCACUGACGAUAAGAGCAGCGCAAUGAGCACACGUCGAAGUGUACGAAUGAACAUCGGAACGAAAGUGGCUAAAAUGACUAUCAAUCAGUCAAUUCAUGGUGCGACGAAUCUCAAUUCGAAUGAAAAUCACAAUGAUGCUCGUAAAAGUGGCAACGGGCCAUCGGUCAACUCAAUAAAUAGUACCGAAUCAACUUCAUCAAUGGACGCACGUCGCAAAACUCGUAGCACAGAAUUCGUUUUAGGCUUGGAUACGGUCGGCAGCGGUGAAGGACGAAGAAGGCGAUUAUCUCGUGAUAGCAAGUGACACAGAGCAUGCGUCUCCGAUGACCAAUUGGACAUUGAUGAGACGCAUUUGAUUGCAAACAAUGAAUAUUUCGAGGUGUCACUCAGCAACAGUGAUGACAAUGAAAACUCCAUCCACUUCAUCGAUAGCAAUCGCGAAUUUGAGUGCAUUGAAGAAGAGGCCAUUUCACAGCCAGACACAGAACAUCACGGCGGAGACGACGACGACGACGACGAUGAAGACGACGAAAAUGCAGAGAAUUACUACACCAUUGAAAUUGAAGAUGAUUUCGACACGGAUUUUGAAAAGGAUUCACUUAUUGCGUGAAAUAAAACGAUGAAACACAAACAAAUUGAGUCUGUAGAAAGAAAAUUGUGAUCAGUGAAAAUAGAAAGCAUUCGUCGUUAUGCAAACGAUGUGCUUUAUUAAAAUGAUCCAUUGAAGAAAAGAGAAAAA
This is a messenger RNA of Sitodiplosis mosellana (orange wheat blossom midge), 8511 nucleotides long. It is a transcript of the gene Ncoa6, whose product is annotated as putative mediator of RNA polymerase II transcription subunit 26. The record is from RefSeq and is a predicted model, not a curated record. The coding region runs from base 1510 to 8076 and encodes 2188 amino acids. The transcript has 9 exons. Gene Ontology annotation, cellular component: transcription regulator complex; histone methyltransferase complex; nucleus. Lineage: Eukaryota; Metazoa; Arthropoda; Insecta; Diptera; Cecidomyiidae. Gene Ontology annotation, biological process: positive regulation of transcription by RNA polymerase II.